AUGUCACUUACUACAAAUCCCAAUUUGGAGUAUGACAACGUUGAUCCUGAAGAGAUCAACCACUGUGUUGGGUUCGCAGCCCUUUGGUCAGCCAACACGCGCCGUUCAAAGGGUCUGCGUGCCACUGGCAUCGGAUCUGUUAGCUGUGCUCGUAGUGAUAUGUUCCGAGCAAACGGUAUCGGCGACCUGCAGAAGGGGGAGCAAUACGCUAACAUGGACUACAUCUUUCUCUCAAGCAUCAUGGCGACAUCGCUCUUCUUGGUAACCAUCACCUACGACAUCGCCUGUCAAUGGUACCGGAACUUCUUCACCCGUAUGACACAGCUUCCCUCGGCUCUCCAGCUCUCCUCUCGCGUCGAUCUUCGUUUCCGUAUCCCAAAGUUUCACUUGGCAGCUCACAAAGAAAGUUGCCAUGCACCGUUCUCUCUGAAUUAUACCAAAUGGGUGGGUCGGACCGAUGGCGAAGGCGUCGAGCGUAUGUGGUCGUGGUUAAACAAAGUAUCGCAUUCUGUGUCCAUGAUGGGACAAGGUGGUCGUCAAGACACACUGGACGAUUUCUGCAACUUUUGGAACUGGCGAAAGACAGUCAACCUGGGUGAUUCUCUACUGAAGAAAAUGACAUUGGCUAUUCCUCAGGCUGCGAUCCAUCACCAAGCGUUUCGUGCGUUCACAGAUGGCCUUCACGAACAACAUUCGGAAGAGCUACUAGAAUGGGAAAACCAAGUCCGAGCCUGGGAGUUGGAUCAUGAUCAACCAUGUCCGUUCGGUCUACCACGCGAUGAUCUUACGAUGUCCGAUCUGAAAAAGGAGAUGGCGGAGGAAGAACAUCGCCGAGUACAACGUGGUGAGGCACUCCCCGGCGACACCAGUCCUAGUAACUUCAUUAUCACGGGUUUGGACAUCGAAGCAGCCCAGCAGGAGCUUCUUGUCACCGCAAGUAAACACGACCUCACGACUAAUACGUACAUGCCUGGCCUUGCCGAUUACAUCAAAGAGAAGGGUUACGAGGAGUCGACAUCUUCACCUGAGCUUAUUGAGCUCUUCCUUCCUUCUUUCUUCGCCUCCACGCAACGCGAUCUGAUAUGCCAACAGGGCCUUCCGGAAUUUGAGAAUCGUCUGCGAUUCGCACAGGCGACUGAAGCUCUCGCUCAUCUACGUCGACAACUCCGUACACAUUCGUUUGCCAAUAGUUACAAGACACGUAAUGCUCAUUCUCAGGGCGCCUACACGAGAAGCCGCCUCCUCCAGAAUCAGAUCGAAGUCCGAAUCAAAGCCGUUCGAGCACAAUAUGACAUAUCUAGACGAUCACUCCUAUCACUACGAGGUCCAGGAGAUUGGGAAAAUACACUGAAAGUACUACGUGCUGAGGACAUUCGAGGGAUCAACGAACGUACUCUGAAUGAAGAGGAGCAAGAGGAAUACCGCCGUGCUAGGCUACUUGCCGGGAUGUCCGAGGAAACUGUUGAAGGUGAACUCCACGGGCUGGGUACCACCAGCGGGCAAGAAAACAUACCAACCGUCGCCUUCAACCGCAGUCUUGCCCUUGGAGAAGGUCUUCGUGUUGAAUGGGUGAAAGCGCGCGCUCGUGCGGAGAGAUGGAGAGAAGAGGUGCUGCUCCUGGAGGAGGAAAUGCGACGGUCUAUAGCCUAUUGCGAAUGGAAGGCAAUGUACUGGGAUAACGCUGCGACAACGAGAAGCAGGCCACCUGAAUCAAACGAUCUCGCAUUGUUUGAGGGAGUUCGGGCGUAUGCAUAUCGACAGGCGUCGUACGAGCGGCGGCGCGUAGUCAUGUGGAAACGACAGUGGGCAGCCAUUCAAGAGCGGGCAACGCUUGUGCUUACGACUCAGUUGGGCCAGGGUGAUAUCCUGCGGAACAAUCAGGCAAUGUUGAUAGCGCCGCCGUUGGUGGUAGAGUUGGACCUCAGUGAUAACGAGAUGGAAGGUAUGGAGGAUGGAGACGUAGAGGUGGGGGAUGUAGAUACUUAG
This is a messenger RNA of Pleurotus ostreatus (oyster mushroom), 1986 nucleotides long. RefSeq lists its product as uncharacterized. Lineage: Eukaryota; Fungi; Basidiomycota; Agaricomycetes; Agaricales; Pleurotaceae. The coding region runs from base 1 to 1986 and encodes 661 amino acids. The transcript has 7 exons. The record is from RefSeq and is a predicted model, not a curated record.